Molecule: messenger RNA, 633 nt
Organism: Gongylonema pulchrum
Lineage: Eukaryota; Metazoa; Nematoda; Chromadorea; Rhabditida; Gongylonematidae
Source: the annotation of a GenBank genome assembly
UGGCGCUGUACAAACAGACUUUGCCGCAAAUGGUAUCGUGAGGUUCUGAGUGAUGAGGAAGUGCCUAAGGUAUUUUUUUAUUCUUUGAACGUUACAAGUCGUUUCUUCCAGCUUUUCCAGGUUAAUGUAUUUAAGGAUGUGUAUUUACGAACAUUUCAGACAGGACGAUGGAGAGACUUAGUCACUGCUCAAGCGAAGCCACCAGUUUCAGACGGUGCUGAAGAGCAGCAGAUGUCGCAGUGGACCAAGAAUAUACCUGGAGAAUGUACGGGUCUACCAGGAAUCACACUGCAACCCAACGGCGCAACGCAAUCGGAAAAUUUUGCUGUGCAAGGUAUUGCUGGAAGAAAAGGACCAGCUGAGCUAUCACCGGAACGUGAAUUCUCGAAUGAUCCACUGGAUGCAGCGGCUGCGUUCUUCACCAUAUCCAAAGCACUCUUCGCAGCUUCAAAAGCACGGGCCAGUACAUCGGACUCAGUGGAUGACGCUCUCGACUUCAUGAUGGAUGUGCUGUUCAGCUCUUUUGCGCCACUUUUAACAUUAACCAGGCAUUUGGCUGGAAAUAUGAUGGAUCAUCAAACCGAACAGAAUCUUUGGGAAGCAUGUGCCAUCCAUACACGUUUACCUUCUUGA